UGAAGCUACAGCUGCUCCCUCCUAGAAUCCCCAAUGGAUUUCAACAACAGAAUCUUCCACAGAAGCCUGAGCUCCUCAUCACAGGGCCCUGCACUCAGCAUAUAUAGGAAGGGGAGCACACCUAGCGUGUAUGGUGGGGCUGGAGGCCACGGCACCCGCAUCUCAACCUCCAGACACAUGGUGAACUAUGGGAGCGAUCUCGCCGCGGGGAUCCUGUGUGCUGGCAAUGAGAAGAUGACCAUGCAGAGCCUAAACGACCGCCUAGCAAGCUACCUAGAGAAAGUGCGGUCCCUGGAGCAGUCCAACUCCAAACUUGAACUACAGAUCAAGCAUUGGUAUGAAGCCAACACCCCUGGCACCAGUCGGGACCACAGUGCAUACUGGAAACAAAUCCAAGAGCUGCAAAAUCAGAUUAAAGAUGCUCAGCUACAAAAUGCUCGAUGUGUCCUGCAAAUUGAUAACGCUAAACUGGCUGUCGAGGACUUCAGGCUGAAGUUUGAGGCCGAGAGACAGCUACGCCUCGCCGUGGAGGCUGACCUCCAAGGCCUGCAUAAGGUCUUUGAUGAGUUAAACCUGAGGAAGACAGACUUGGAGAUUCAAAUUGAAGAGCUAAAUAAAGACCGGCAUCUCCUCCAAAAAGAACAUGAGGAGGAAGUGAAGAGCCUCCGCGCUCAUCUGGGCAAGAACGUAAAUGUAGAGGUGGACGCUGCUCCAGGCCUGAACCUCGGCGCCAUCAUGAAUGAAAUGAGGCAGAAACAUGAAGCCAUGGCCCAGGAGAACCUUCAGAAGGCCAAAGAACAGUAUGAGCUACAGAGUGAAACCCUCCAACAACAAGUCACACUGAGCACUGAAGAGCUAAAAGGAGCCAAGGAUGAAGCAAAGCAGCUGAGAAACAGCUGCCAGAGCCUGGAUAUAGAGCUCCAGUCCCAACACAACAUGAAAGACGCUUUGGAGCAUACACUAGAGGAGACCACCGCUCGUUAUAGCAGCCUUUUGGCCAACAUCCAGAGACAGCUAAACUUCCUUGAAGACCAACUGGUGCAGAUUCAGAUGGAUACAGAACGUCAGAGCAACGAAUACAAUAUUCUCCUCAAUAUAAAGACCCGGCUUGAGCAGGAAAUUGCUACCUACCGUCGCCUUCUGGAAGGAGAAGAUGUAAAUACAGACUACCUGUUAAGUACCCUGGAGGAGGGAGAUAUAAAGAAAACCAGGAAGAUUAAAACAGUCGUGCAGGAAGUAGUGGACGGCAAGGUUGUGUCAUCCGAAGUCAGAGAAGUGGAAGAAGUUAUGUAAACAGCCGCCAGAAGGUGAUGCUGCUGAGGUUUUGAAAGAAAUGUAGCUAUAAAUUUUGCUCCCAACAAGAAGGCAGCAUCAGAGAGUAUCAUGAAUGUUUUGUAGUGAUCAGAAGAGGGGGGACAGUCCAUUUAUCAGUCUUCGUAAUUGAAUAUAAAUGUUUUACUCAGAGGAGCUGCAAAUUGCCUGCAAAAAUGAAAUCCAAUGAGCACUAGGAUAUUUAAAAUAUCAUUACUGCCAUCUUUACCACAAAAUGCAUUAAUCACAAGUUUCACACCACCUAAUAUCAAUUCGUUAAUGUUCCCAAACAUUACAGCAUAUUUCAAUUAUACUAAACUGCUAUACAGACCAGAGGAGUGUAUGCAAACUGCAAAUGAACCUCUCUCUAACUCCUCUUGUUUCUGGAUUGCAAAAUCUCCUUUCAGGGGUCCCUGGAUUCUUGAGUCAAUUUCCUGGUUAAUUUCAUUAAAUUUUCAAUAUCAGUAUAAUUCUACUUGCCUUAAGAGAUAUCUGCUUUUUGCCCUCAUUGUCUCCACUGCCUUUAAAAGUCAGAUCAGCUCUUUGAAUAAUUUGAGAGUCAAAUUCCAAUCAUAAAUGCUGAGCAGAAUAAGAAUGAAGUACAUUAUGCUUGAAAUGGGAGUAGAUCAAAAACAAAAUCAGCCAAACCCUUCUCAAGGCAGAAUGCUGCAA
Camelus dromedarius (Arabian camel) is the source of this 1983-nucleotide messenger RNA. It is a transcript of the gene KRT20, whose product is annotated as keratin 20. The transcript is spliced from 8 exons. Bases 34 to 1293 code for a protein of 419 amino acids. The record is from RefSeq and is a predicted model, not a curated record. Gene Ontology annotation, cellular component: cytoskeleton. Gene Ontology annotation, biological process: epithelial cell differentiation; intermediate filament organization. Gene Ontology annotation, molecular function: structural molecule activity. Lineage: Eukaryota; Metazoa; Chordata; Mammalia; Artiodactyla; Camelidae.